UCCUCAAUUCUACUAAGCAGCUAUCUCUUCUCUCUAGCAACUCAAAACUAAUUAUUAUCUACCACUGCUACUCUCUUUCUAUUAUUAUGGAUCAUAGAUAUCAUGACUCUUCUGAGACUCUCAGGAACAAGUGUGCAGCUUGCUAUAGGCAGUUCAACAAAAAGGAGCAUCUAGUGGAACACAUGAGAAUCUCUUAUCAUUCAGUUCAUGAGCCCAUGUGUGGUGUUUGCAAAAAGCACUGCCGCUCUUUUGAAUCUUUAAGGGAGCACCUUAUUGGGCCACUUCCAAAGGCAGAAUGUGAAAGAAUUUUCAAGGAACGAGGAUGUGAUGUUUGUUUAACAAUCCUGGGCAGCCGGAGUUCCCUACGGGCUCACAGAGAAUCCUGCAUAUCGCGUCCCAAUAAUAAUGGUUUGUUGUAUCGCAUGGCUAAUUUGGGAAUUCAAGAUGAACUAAGAAUUGAUAACAGCAGAGGGAGAGUGAUUGCCCUUGCCUGUAAGAUGGUUGGUGGUGGCAGUGAUGGAUCUUUGGAUCUUUGUGCAAGGGUUUGUCUCAUUGAUGAACAUGAAAGGAUCCUCUUUCAUUCAUAUAUCAAACCAAACCUUCCAGUCACUAACUACAGGUAUGAAAUGACAGGCAUAAGACCAGAAUAUCUGAGGGAUGCAAUGCCAUUAAGGAAUGUAUCAAGAAAAAUUCAAGAAUUCCUUUGCAAUGGAGAACCUAUUUGGCAAAUUCGUUCGAAAGGUGGAAGGUCUAGGAUUCUUGUUGGUCAUGGCUUGGAUCAUGAUCUUAAAUGUUUAGAGAUGGAGUAUCCUGCAAUAAAGAUGAGGGAUACUGCAAAAUACCCACCACUAAUGAAAACAAGCAAACUCAGCAACUCCCUCAAGUACUUGACCAAAGCUUACCUUGGGUAUGAUAUUCAAAAUGGAGUACAAGAUCCCUAUGAAGAUUGUGUGGCCACAAUGAAACUCUACAUGAGAAUGAAAUCACAAUUUCACAAAAAAGAGAAUUAUCCUCUUGCUAAUGAUCCACAAAAUAAAAAUAACUUUGCAUCAUGGAGGCAAAAUGAGCUUGAGAGGAUGACUCCAGAGCAGCUGUUGGAUUUCUCAAGGUCUGAUUAUUAUUGUUGGUGUUUGGACUCACAAGAUUAUUAAUAUUAUAGUAGACGAAAUGAUGGGAAAAUAUUGAUGGAGAUAAAGCAACAAUAUUGGAUGUGUCAUGAAUUCUUAUAUAUUAGUUGAGAUAUAUACCCGAGAAUUCAAAUGAUAUCAUUCAUGGAGAAAAUUUAGUAUAUUUGUAUGCCUACUAUUGCUAAUGUAAAAUUUAAUUCUGGUUGAAAUAAAAUAAGAACGAUCAUCACUUCUAUAUUUGACGAAA
Messenger RNA from Capsicum annuum, 1374 nucleotides. RefSeq names its product RNA exonuclease 4. Gene Ontology annotation, molecular function: 3'-5' exonuclease activity; nucleic acid binding. The coding region runs from base 87 to 1151 and encodes 354 amino acids. The transcript is spliced from 7 exons. Lineage: Eukaryota; Viridiplantae; Streptophyta; Magnoliopsida; Solanales; Solanaceae. Gene Ontology annotation, biological process: rRNA processing. The record is from RefSeq and is a predicted model, not a curated record. Gene Ontology annotation, cellular component: nucleus.